AUACCGGAAGUGAGCGGUCUCGCUAUAAAUCAGCUUUAGCAGAAACAGCAGCGCCUCAGAGGAGCUAAAAAUAAUCACAGAUUUAACUUAAUAAAAUAAAACUUAAUAAACCUUUAAUAAUCCGAAUCACAGCAGGAGUAUAAUCUGUAACAGAAAUGAGUUCAGACGCUGUGAUUCUGUUGGAGACGAUAAACUUCGCUGCGGAGAAACAUCGUAAUCAACGCCGUAAAGAUCCGGAGCAAACUCCGUACAUCAACCACCCCAUCGGGGUGGCGCGGAUUUUGAGUCAUGAAGGCGGAAUCACAGAUAUUGAAGUUUUACAGGCGGCGCUCCUUCACGAUACGGUGGAGGACACGGAGACGACGCUGGAGGAGCUGGAGGCGGCGUUCGGGAGCACGGUGGCGAGGAUCGUUCAGGAAGUGACGGAUAAUAAAGCUCUUCCUAAACUGGAGAGAAAGCGGCAGCAGGUUGAACACGCGCCGAACUGCAGCCGCCAGGCCAAACUCGUCAAACUCGCCGAUAAACUCUACAACCUGCGGGACCUGAACCGCUGCACCCCACAGGGUUGGACGGCUGAGCGGGUUCAGGAGUACUUCCUGUGGGCGGGGCAGGUGGUGAAAGGACUGCGUGGGACGAAUCCGGUUCUGGAGGAAAAACUGCAGCAGCUCUUCACUGAGAGAGGCGUCAAGAUCUAACUCUAAUUCACCCCUGUACUCAUCUAUACUCUACUCUAUACUCUUUACUCUAUACUCUACUCUAUACUCUACUCUACUCUAUACUCUACUCUAUACUCUACUCUAUACUCUACUCUACUCUAUACUCUACUCUAUACUCUUUACUCUAUACUCUACUCUACUCUAUACUCUACUCUACUCUAUACUCUACUCUACUCUACUCUAUACUCUACUCUACUCUACUCUAUACUCUACUCUAUACUCUUUACUCUAUACUCUACUCUAUACUCUACUCUAUACUCUACUCUAUACUCUUUACUCUAUACUCUACUCUACUCUAUACUCUACUCUACUCUUUACUUUACUUUACACUCUAUACUCUAUACUGUUCUCAGGGCUCUCACUUCUCUUCUCUUUAUUGCUGUAAAGUCCAGACCGUGUACUGUACUGUACUUAGAAAUGUAAUAAUAUGUGUUAUAAUUUACUCUGUAAAUCCUGCUGAUAUCCAGGAAAUAAAGAUUUUAAUAAUUA
This is a messenger RNA of Astyanax mexicanus (Mexican tetra), 1205 nucleotides long. RefSeq names its product HD domain containing 3 (gene hddc3). The record is from RefSeq and is a predicted model, not a curated record. The coding region runs from base 156 to 695 and encodes 179 amino acids. The transcript has 5 exons. NCBI's taxonomy places the organism in Eukaryota, Metazoa, Chordata, Actinopteri, Characiformes, Acestrorhamphidae. Gene Ontology annotation, molecular function: guanosine-3',5'-bis(diphosphate) 3'-diphosphatase activity.